CGAAGAGCUCAAAGCGUAAAUAACGUAAUGAAGUACCUGGAGGAGCCCCAACUGUCGUGGCUCAACUCGGUGCUGGGCAGCUACGAGAUCGGCGACCGCGUGCUCAAUGGCAAGAUCGAGACGUACUCGUGCAAGAAGGCAGGUAGCGACAAGCGCCUGGCCAAGAGCCUCGAGCUGUACUACCAGCAGGAGAUCGAGGCGUCCGCCGACCUGCUAAGCUCGUCUCCUCUUGGGCCUAUCGCCGCUCCAGCCACGCGGAAGCUGCUCAUCAACCUCAUCUCCACAAUGAACGCCAGCUUCCCAGACUACGACUUCAGCGCCGUUAAACCCGAACAGUUCCGAAAGGAGCCGGACUUUCGGAUAGCGCUGCAACGCAUUAACCACGACUUGGCCGAGCUGUUGGAGGCUGAGGGUAACGGCUUCGUGGAGAAGAUGUGGGAGGCUAUCGCGGAGGCUAUCAAGCUCGACGAGUGCGACGUGUACAGCUACAUUCCGGACAUGGACUCGGACCCGUUUUCGGACGGGAAUCUGUGGUCAUUCAACUACUUUUUCUACAACAAGGUGCAGAAGAAAGUGCUGUACUUCACGUGUCUGUGCAAGGGUUUAACGUACGAAAGUGAUAUGGACGACGAAACGAUGGAGGAGCCAACCGCCAUGGAUGACGACGGAGAAGACGCAAUGGAGGACUACUUUGGCAUGUCUCCGGACUGGGAGGACGGAUCGUAAUUUGUACGCACGCUGUGAUUCAGUGUCUCCGCGUACACUAUUGCCCUCUCACUGCAGCGCGCCUCAUCUGCAGGAAGAGACGCCCUUGUUCUCUUCCUCCAAAUCUCGUCGUGCGGUUUCGCUUUCUCUCUUUUCGGAGCUGACGAUGGCAGCCACAAAGCAGCCGGAGGAGCGAUCGCGGUCGUACUCCGCUGCUGUGCUUCAAUGCUCUACUGUAUUAUUGGUUAAUGUAUGCUCGAAUUUUGCGCUGCA
Molecule: messenger RNA, 978 nt
Organism: Phytophthora infestans T30-4
Lineage: Eukaryota; Oomycota; Peronosporomycetes; Peronosporales; Peronosporaceae
Exons: 4
Coding region: 28-726 (232 amino acids)
Biological process (GO): negative regulation of transcription by RNA polymerase III
Cellular component (GO): nucleus
Molecular function (GO): RNA polymerase III core binding
Source: RefSeq, a predicted model, not a curated record